GUGUGUUCGCGCCCGCGCGUGGAUUCGAGUGUGAAGUGCCAAGCGAGGUGACUGGCGGCAGCCUUGGGACUGAACCGCCGCCGCCUCCAGGAACUAGUCUCCUGGCUUGCUUGGGAACACGAGAAGCGGAAGGAUUUUCACUGCUAACCUUGGAGAUGUUAUGAAUUUUGGUGUGGAAUCUCUCGAGUGUUGUUCUGCAGUUUGUAAGAUCGAUCACUCCUGCACAAGAUUAAUACACUUCCGCUUUAACAGAUGUUGAGUACUCUGAAAAAAUAUCAAGUGGCUGGCAUUUGUCGCAAUUUUCCCUCUCUAGCGCAUCAUCGGAGCUUGGCUUGGAUACCAAAACCCUAACCCUAAGCAUCCCAAUCCCCAUCCCCGCAAAACCCUAGCCCCAAGCCCCCUACGCAUCCCUCCUCGCCUCCGCCGCCAUGGCAGGCCCAUCCGACGGCGCUGCUUCCUCCUCCCGCAGCGUCCCUGAGAACCGAUUCUACUAUCCUCCCCACGUCCGCCGCCAGCAGCAGCAGCAGCGGCGGCUGCAGGGGCACCGGUCCCCGUCGCCGUCUCCACGGUCGGCGAGGCAGAAGCCGGGGGCGGUGGCCGCGCCCGCGCCGACGGAUGUGGACAGCCGGGUGGAUUCCGAUGACUCCUCGUCGACGACUUCGUCGAAGCCGUCGGUGGCGUCCACGGCGGCGGUUGAGGUGAAUGCGACUGCGGUGGACGCGGGGGCGGUGGAUGAGGCUGUGAAUUUGGAGAGAUUUCUUACCUCUACGACGCCUUCGGUGCCCGCGCAGUACUUGCCCAAGACAAGCCUAAGGAUGCAGAGAAGUGGCAAUGUUAUGGUUUCACGACCUUAUUUCUGCCUUGGAGAUCUGUGGGAGUCUUUCAGGGAAUGGAGUGCUUAUGGGGCUGGUGUUCCACUGGUGUUAAAUGGCAGUGACUCUGUGAUACAGUACUAUGUGCCAUAUCUUUCUGCUAUCCAACUGUAUGCAGAUCCAUCGAGACCCAAUUCAAGAACCAGGCGUCCUGGGGAUGAAAGUGAUGGGGAAUAUAUGGAUACUAGCAGUGAGAGCAGCAGUGAAAAUGAUGUUGACCGGCUAAGAGUCCCAUCCAUGGAUGCUACACAUUGGCUGGAAAAUGGUGGCCUACGAAGUGAUGAUGGUGAAGCUUAUGCAUCUUCAAGUUUUCCAAUAUUUGAGUAUCUGGAGAGGGAUCCUCCAUAUGGUAGAGAACCUCUGACAAACAAGGUAUCAACUCUUGCAGGUAGAUUUCCAGCUCUGAAGACGUUCAAAAGCUGUGAUCUGCUCCCAUCUAGCUGGAUGUCUGUCGCAUGGUACCCCAUAUAUAGAAUUCCAACAGGACCAACGUUGAAGGAUCUUGAUGCCUGUUUUUUGACAUUCCAUUGUCUAGCAACACCUUGCAAGGAUUGUGAGCCUUCUAUGCCAGCAUGCCCUGGUUUUGGGGGAGUCAACCGCUGCACUAAUGCAACAGGCAAACUAUCUUUGCCUAUCUUUGGGCUGGCGCCUUACAAAUUCCGCACCUCCAUUUGGGCAUCUGAUGGAACCCGAGAGCACGAUGGCGUCACCUCACUGAUGCGGGAGGCUGACAACUGGCUGCGCCAGAUACAUGUAGACCAUCCGGAUUUCCGGUUUUUCGUCUCCCAUUUCAGCACAACAUGGAGAUGACUGUAAAUGCUUGAUAGUACGACUGCUCGCCGUUUGAACUGAACUGCCUUUAGCACAUCUAUCUAUGGCGCAUAGAGACCGAGUGCCCUCAUGUA
Molecule: messenger RNA, 1777 nt
Organism: Phragmites australis (common reed)
Lineage: Eukaryota; Viridiplantae; Streptophyta; Magnoliopsida; Poales; Poaceae
Exons: 6
Coding region: 429-1682 (417 amino acids)
Source: RefSeq, a predicted model, not a curated record